GACACUCGCCAAUCCGUGUGUGGUUCCGAUCCGGACUUCAUUUCCCCGAAGGCGUCGCGGCCUGAGGAGACCCGUUGGGUCCUCAGCGUCUUGGCGGCAGUUGGUGGAACCGGAGCUUCGAGUCCGUCCCCGGUGCUGCCUGCGCGUUCACCUGAGUCUCGCUGGAGAUCUUCUCGCCCGCCCACCUCAUCUCAACCCACUUUCCGCGGGGAGCGGCGCCAACCUGGGACUUCCUUGGAUCAGGCGUCCCCUGAAGUCGGCACGCCCCUCCGCGUCCCCCUUCGGCCCCGCUAGGACCCCGUCCGGGCUGCCGUUGCCUCGUCGCCAUGGCGCCCACCAUCCAGACCCAGGCCCAGCGGGAGGAUGGCCACAGGCCCAAUUCCCACCGGACUCUGCCUGAGAGGUCUGGAGUGGUCUGCCGAGUCAAGUACUGCAAUAGCCUCCCUGAUAUCCCCUUCGACCCCAAGUUCAUCACCUACCCCUUCGACCAGAACAGGUUUGUCCAGUACAAAGCCACUUCCUUGGAGAAACAGCACAAACAUGACCUCCUGACUGAGCCAGACCUGGGGGUCACCAUCGAUCUCAUCAAUCCUGACACCUACCGCAUCGACCCCAAUGUUCUUCUAGAUCCAGCUGAUGAGAAACUUUUGGAAGAGGAGAUUCAGGCCCCCACCAGCUCCAAGAGAUCCCAGCAGCACGCGAAGGUGGUGCCAUGGAUGCGAAAGACAGAGUACAUCUCCACUGAGUUCAACCGUUACGGCAUCUCCAAUGAGAAGCCUGAGGUCAAGAUUGGGGUUUCUGUGAAGCAGCAGUUUACCGAGGAAGAAAUAUACAAAGACAGGGAUAGCCAGAUCACAGCCAUUGAGAAGACUUUUGAGGAUGCCCAGAAAUCAAUCUCCCAGCAUUACAGCAAACCCCGAGUCACACCGGUGGAGGUCAUGCCUGUCUUCCCAGACUUUAAGAUGUGGAUCAAUCCAUGUGCUCAGGUGAUCUUUGACUCAGACCCAGCCCCCAAGGACACGAGUGGCGCAGCUGCGUUGGAGAUGAUGUCUCAGGCCAUGAUUAGGGGCAUGAUGGAUGAGGAAGGGAACCAGUUUGUGGCCUAUUUCCUGCCUGUAGAAGAGACGCUGAAGAAACGAAAGCGGGACCAGGAGGAGGAGAUGGACUAUGCACCAGAUGAUGUGUAUGACUACAAAAUUGCUCGGGAGUACAACUGGAACGUGAAGAACAAAGCUAGCAAGGGCUAUGAGGAAAACUACUUCUUCAUCUUCCGAGAGGGUGACGGGGUUUACUACAAUGAGUUGGAAACCAGGGUCCGCCUUAGUAAGCGCCGGGCCAAGGCUGGGGUUCAGUCAGGCACCAACGCCCUGCUUGUGGUCAAACAUCGGGACAUGAAUGAGAAGGAACUGGAAGCUCAGGAGGCACGGAAGGCCCAGCUAGAAAACCACGAACCGGAGGAGGAAGAGGAAGAGGAGAUGGAGACAGAAGAGAAAGAAGCUGGGGGCUCAGAUGACGAGCAGGAGAAGGGCAGCAGCAGUGAGAAGGAGGGCAGUGAAGAUGAGCGCUCGGGCAGCGAGAGUGAACGGGAGGAAGGUGACAGGGACGAGGCCAGUGACAAGAGUGGCAGUGGUGAGGACGAGAGCAGCGAGGAUGAGGCCCGGGCUGCCCGUGACAAAGAGGAGAUCUUUGGCAGUGAUGCUGAUUCUGAGGACGAUGCCGACUCUGAUGAUGAGGACAGAGGACAGGCCCAAGGUGGCAGUGACAAUGAUUCCGACAGCGGCAGCAAUGGGGGUGGCCAGCGGAGCCGAAGCCACAGCCGCAGCCGCAGCCGCAGCGCCAGUCCCUUCCCCAGUGGCAGCGAGCACUCGGCCCAGGAGGAUGGUAGUGAAGCUGCAGCUUCUGAUUCCAGUGAAGCUGAUAGUGACAGUGACUGAGUCCCAGGGCAUUCAGGGCUGGUUCAGACAUCAGACAUCAUUAUUGUGAGCAGGAAGGCACUUUUCUAGUGGUCUGUUUGUGAGCCUUUCACUUGUUUGUUCCCCACCCCCAAACCUUUGCUGUUAAUAAAGUCAACUUCUCUUUACUUCCCC
Molecule: messenger RNA, 2087 nt
Organism: Nomascus leucogenys (northern white-cheeked gibbon)
Lineage: Eukaryota; Metazoa; Chordata; Mammalia; Primates; Hylobatidae
Gene: PAF1
Product: PAF1 component of Paf1/RNA polymerase II complex
Biological process (GO): transcription elongation by RNA polymerase II
Cellular component (GO): Cdc73/Paf1 complex
Molecular function (GO): chromatin binding; RNA polymerase II complex binding
Source: RefSeq, a predicted model, not a curated record